AUGACAUUCCACCCUGUGCGCGCAGCCCCCACCGACGUUCUACUCAUUUCGCGCACAUUCUAUGGAGUGGUUCGACGACGCGGAGUGCAAUCUGACCUCAAGCACUUCCCCUUCACCGUGUUCAGCAAGGCCGGCAAGCCCUACAUCCGAGUCGAGUAUCGAGGGGAGGAGAAAGAAUUCUCCCCUGAAGAGAUUUCUUCUAUGGUGCUCCUCAAGAUGAAGGAGACGGCCGAAGCGUAUCUCGGCGGCACCAUCACGAACGCGGUCGUCACGGUCCCGGCCUACUUCAACGAUUCCCAGCGCCAGGCGACAAAGGACGCCGGCACGAUCUCGGGAAUGAACGUCCUUCGCAUCAUCAACGAACCUACCGCCGCGGCUAUCGCCUACGGCCUCGACAAGAAGGUCGCUGCGGAACGCAACGUCCUCAUCUUCGACCUCGGCGGAGGAACGUUCGACGUGUCGCUCCUCACCAUCGAGGACGGUGUCUUUGAGGUCAAGGCUACUGCCGGAGACACGCACUUGGGUGGCGAGGACUUUGACAACCGUCUGGUCGACCACUUUGUGCAGGAGUUCAAACGCAAGAACAAGAAAGAUCUUUCGACCAAUUUGCGUGCAAUCCGUCGCCUGCGCACGGCCUGCGAGCGGGCCAAGCGCACGCUGUCUUCCGCCGCACAGACUACGAUCGAGAUCGACUCGCUCUUUGAGGGCAUCGACUUCUACACGUCUCUCACGCGGGCCCGUUUCGAGGAGCUCUGCGGCGACCUCUUCCGGUCGACUCUGGAUCCUGUGGAGAAGGUCCUGCGCGACUCGAAGAUCGACAAGGCGAACGUGCACGAAAUCGUGCUUGUGGGCGGGUCGACGCGGAUUCCACGGGUGGUCAAGCUCGUGUCCGACUUCUUCAACGGCAAGGAGCCCAACAAGAGCAUCAACCCCGAUGAGGCGGUCGCGUACGGCGCAGCCGUCCAGGCCGCGAUUCUCUCCGGCGACACGUCCGAGAAGACGCAGGACGUGCUGCUGCUCGAUGUCACCCCGCUCUCGCUCGGCAUCGAGACGGCCGGCGGAGUGAUGACGCCGCUGAUCACAAGGAACAGCGUGGUCCCGGCGAAGAAGACGCAGGUGUUCUCGACGUACGCCGACAACCAGCCCGGAGUGUUGAUCCAGGUGUUCGAGGGCGAGCGUGCGCAGACGAAGGACAACAACCUGCUCGGCAAGUUCGAGCUUUCGGGCAUCCCUCCGGCUCCUCGUGGUGUUCCGCAGGUCGAGGUCACGUUCGACAUCGAUGCGAACGGGAUUGUCAAUGUCUCUGCGUCGGACAAGACGACGGGCAAGUCGAGCCGCAUCACGAUCACCAACGACAAGGGCCGUUUGUCGCAGGAGGAAAUCAAUCGCAUGGUAAACGAGGCUGAAAAGUACAAAGCUGAGGACGAAGCCGUUGCUUCCCGUGUCGCGGCCAAGAACGGGCUCGAAUCCUACGCUUACAACCUCCGAAACUCGAUCAACGACGAGAAUCUCGCAAACAAGUUCCAGCCCGGCGAAAAGGCGAAGCUCGAGGCUGCUGUCAACGAAGCUAUUUCGUGGCUUGAUGCAUCGCAGGAGGGCUCCAAGGAGGAGUAUGAGGAGAAGCAGAAGGAGCUGGAGGCCGUUGCCAAUCCUAUCAUGCAGAAGCUAUAUGGUGGUGCUGGGGCCCCUGGGGCUGCUCCAUCGGGUCAAGCUUCAGGCGAGGAACCGAGUGUCGAGGAGGUUGACUAAAGACGGCUAUGCGGACUUGCUCUGUCACGAAGAUGUGUUAUAUCCCGUCUCGCGUCCUUGCCGCUGUCUUAUACCACGUAUUAUUAUGCCUCCGCUGUAUUCUCUUUCGCGUAAUCAUUCCAAUUGUAUUCAGUAUUCAUUCUAAUCCUUUUGGCUCGUGAGGAUCCUGCCAAAUUCCACACUCAUUCCUUAGUUCAU
Molecule: messenger RNA, 1947 nt
Organism: Mycena citricolor
Lineage: Eukaryota; Fungi; Basidiomycota; Agaricomycetes; Agaricales; Mycenaceae
Source: the annotation of a GenBank genome assembly